AUGUCAACCACCAGGUACCGAUCAGAUGCGACAAAGCCCGUUGGUUUCUCCGACUCCGUCGAUCUUAAGUUCGUGGCUACGACUGCAGUGACUUCGAAAACACGAAAAUCUGCCAAGAAACAGAGGCGACGGUCUCGGAAGGUCACGGUGGUUGAUGGCCUAAAUCAUGAGCGUCCAAAUUCUCCUCUUUCGCCCGUCCAUGAAGAUCAUUCGCUUCGAGUUAUUACACCUACGCCGCCUUCUCUUGCUUCUCGUGGUCCGUCUGCUGAAAAUCAUUCGCUUCGAGAUAUUACACCUUCGCUGAAUUUUCUUGCUUCCCGUAGUCCUUCUGCUGAUAACCAUUCCCUUCGAGAUAUUACACCUACACCCAUUUCUCUUAUACCUCAUAGUCCACCUGCUGAAGAAUAUAACGCGCAGUCUUAUCACACUCUUAUGACACACAUAUCUAAUUCUCCUUCUCUUUCUGUAUCUCGUCCUUCUCCUUCUCCUUUUCCUUCUACAUCUGCGUCUUCUUCUUCUCGCAUUCCUUCCGCUCCUCCAACGGAUCAAACUAUUCGCACUAAUCUGACUCCCGAACGUCGUAGGGCUGGUGAAGAAGACUAUCCGCUCCGAUAUCCUAAGAGUUCGUCGAAUGUUCCUCCACCACCACCACCUCCACCUCCAGCAGAUGAAGAUUUCCCGUCCCAAAAUUUCACGCCUACGAACAUUUAUUCUCAAACACAACUACCUCCACCUCCGGCCGAUGAAGAAGAUAACGCAUGCAAAAAUAUUAAUCUGCCACCGCCCCAUGCGUCCGGAGACAGUCCACUUCACCCGGUAGAACUGCUCAAGCAGACGGCAAAGCGGUUUAAACUCGAGUGUGAACGUCGACAUAAAACAACAGUGAUUCAGAAUGAAAAAGCUCAGGCCCGAAACAUCGCUGAACAGGCCAAACAAGUUGUUAUGGCGGCCAAACGUGGUUGGUCGUACGAUGGAGACCAUCGCAAAGGAGUUACGUGGACGGACGAAGAAGAGCCUACCGCUGUCAUCCGGCUGCCUGAGUACGCCGAACUAGAACAACUUGGUUUAGGAAAGUACGACAGUGACGGCUGUUGGGUUCCCAGCUCCACCAGACUCAAGAGAAGGUUUCUCAGUUUACAGUAA
This is a messenger RNA of Acyrthosiphon pisum (pea aphid), 1143 nucleotides long. Its product is annotated as abl interactor homolog. Lineage: Eukaryota; Metazoa; Arthropoda; Insecta; Hemiptera; Aphididae. The coding region runs from base 1 to 1143 and encodes 380 amino acids. The transcript has a single exon. The record is from RefSeq and is a predicted model, not a curated record.